GUGUGCCUAACGCUCCCCUGCGCGGUGCAUCCAAAAAGGUUCCUCUCAUUCAUUCGAGUUCAACAGGCUUAAGAUUCUCUUCCGAAAAAGGAGCGCUCCGGAACUUCGGCUCUUGGAAAGAAGCGCCCCGGAACUUGGGCUCUUAGGUGUAGAAGUUGCCGUGCCAGGGCAGGGGCCUUAGCAGGGCGGAGGAAGGGAGCGGCCUUCAGGUCUGGGUGGGGCUUGGGGGGGGGCAGGCACAGGAGCGAGCAAAAGGCGAGGCCGGCUGGGCAGGGCUUGGCACAGGAAGGCCGGCGAGCUGCGCAAGGAAGCGCCGGAGGAGCGGCACUCGGCAAGAGCCAAGACGACGCCUCGGCCAAGUUUGUUCCCUUCGCCGCGCUCAGCCUUCGCCUCUCCCAGCUCGCCACCAUGCCGGUGAAGGGCGGCACCAAGUGCAUCAAGUACCUGCUCUUCGGCUUCAACUUCGUCUUCUGGCUUGCCGGAACAGCUGUCCUCGCAAUUGGACUAUGGCUUCGGUUUGAUUCACAGACAAAAGAGAUUUUUCGGGAUGAUAACAAUACAACGUUCUAUACAGGAGUCUACAUUCUAAUUGGAGCUGGCGCACUCAUAAUGCUUGUGGGUUUCCUGGGAUGUUGUGGAGCAAUACAGGAAUCCCAGUGCAUGCUUGGCUUGUUCUUCCUCUUCCUCCUUGUGAUCUUUGCUCUUGAAGUAGCCGCUGCCAUCUGGGGAUUUUCAAACAAAGAAACGAUUGUUCAGGAAAUACAGAAGUUUUAUAACAAGGUGUAUGACGAAAAAAAUGUACCACACCGUAAGGAAACCCUGAUAGCCAUUCAGCAGGCUCUUUACUGCUGUGGCCCUGGGAGAACCUUAGAAGCAGGGUUUCAGGAAACCUGUCCCAAACCAAAAGAUGGAACAGACUCUUCACUAAAGACAUGUCCCGAAGCCAUUAAAGAAGUCUUCACCUCAAAGCUGAAUGUGAUUGGAGCUGUUGGCAUUGGCAUUGGAGUGGUGAUGAUCUUUGGUAUGAUCUUCAGCAUGAUCCUUUGCUGUGCUAUCCGCAGAAAUCGGGAAAUGGUCUGAAGUGACUUCGAGGGGACCCCCCUCAAGAAAAUCUUUAUUGUUAACUUUAGCAUUAUGAAAGCAUUUCUAAAAUUAUAUUUGUUACUUUUUUUAAAGGAAGCUUAACUUGUUACUGAUGUUCUUAGGUUUUUUUGCUUUUUAUGUUUUUAAAACUUUUAAAAGAUUCUACUGUUGAAAAGGUACUAUAUUUGUUAGCCUGCAGCUCCAAAACAUCUUGUAUAUACAGUUUUUGUCUCUAAAUAGUUGUCAUUUUUCUUUAAAACUUACAAAUGGGAUGUAAUUUAUGUUGGAGACAAUUUGAUACUUAAUAAAGACUUAAGACCACC
Messenger RNA from Heteronotia binoei (common prickly gecko), 1406 nucleotides. It is a transcript of the gene CD9, whose product is annotated as CD9 molecule. Bases 409 to 1080 code for a protein of 223 amino acids. Gene Ontology annotation, cellular component: membrane. NCBI's taxonomy places the organism in Eukaryota, Metazoa, Chordata, Lepidosauria, Squamata, Gekkonidae. The transcript is spliced from 8 exons. The record is from RefSeq and is a predicted model, not a curated record.